AUGAAUCUCAAUGAGAACUACCUUGAUACUGACGUACCUAAGAGACAGUUGAGACCAAGUAAAAGUGGCAAUUUCGAUAGUAUUCCCAUCGUAGCUGCAACGUCAGAGCCAACCACGUCCGUUAACCUGGAUGAAACAUUUUUUAGAAAGGCUGCCUCACCAGUAUUAAUAACCGACGAACGUUCCGUGAGUAGGUCCACUUCCAUAAAUUCUUUAAACACUGCAUAUUUGGCAUCUACAAGACCUUUUUCGCAAGUGAGGAAAUUUCAAGCUAGAAGUAACUUAUUAUCAGCGGAUCUGAUAAGCAACAAUGAUGAUAAAUCUCAACCGCCAAAAAUCCAAAAAAAGAAUUCUGAUCUUUAUUCAGACUGGGGAAACGAUAUAAGAAGCCGCGUGGCGGAAAGUAUCUAUUCCAUGGAAACAUCUGUAAGGGGAUCUGAAAUACGAAGACGACCUUAUGUGAGUAACGAAAUUCCCAACAUAUUCAAGCUGCCCAACCCUAAUCAUGUUAGCGAACCAGAUGCAAGUCAAGUUUUACGUGAUAAAAACUUUCUUAUAUUCACAUCAGCGGGUAAACCAGUAUAUUCUAUGCAUGGUAAAGACGAACAAAUCAUGUCAUAUACUGGGCUUGUCAAUACUGUAAUAAGUUACUUCCAAGUUAAUGGACCCUCUGACCUGAAAACUAUAUCCACAUUUGCGUCCGGUCAAAGGCUCACUUUCCUAGAUAAAUCGCCCAUAUUAUUAAUGGCACAGUCCGAAAGAGGCGAGUCCUCGAAUGAGCUAUUGAAUCAACUUGAUUUUCUAUAUUCGUAUAUCCUUUCUUCAUUAAGUGAACGCCAACUACUAAGAUUAUUUUCUAAAAGGGAGAAUUUUGACUUAAGAAACUAUUUAGAAACUACGGAUUUCGAGAAUUUAAACGAAAUUUGUUCAUUAAUCUGUAAUAGAAUGUUUCCCGACCUGCUUUUGAACUCAUUACAAUGCUUACCAUUUCGCCAUUCUUCAAGAUUGAAAUUACAAGAUUUAAUGCUUCAACAAUUGGAUAAAAGGCAGGAUAUCCCCAGGGGCACCUUGUUAUAUGGGUUAAUAAUUGCGCCUCAAAAUAAGCUAUGCUGCGUUCUUCGACCCAAGGGUCAUACAUUGCACACCACAGACUUGCAUCUUUUGUUUUGUUUAAUAUCCCAUCAAUUCCAAAAUUUGGACGAAACUCAAGAACUUUGGGUGCCCAUAUGUUUCCCCAAAUUCAAUUCCAGCGGAUUUCUUUAUUGCUAUAUCAAAUUUUUACCAAAUGAUGCUGAUAACAAUGAGAAAUCGGCAUUAGUUUUAAUAAGUGCACAAAAAGAUGCUUUUUUCUCUUUAAAAACAUUCAGCGAUGAGUUAGUUGCUAAACUCGAAAGCGAGAGGCUAUUGAAAAAAAUAAAUGCUUCAAAAGGGUUCAAACUAAGCGAUAUCCCAGCACCCAUGGUCCAUCAUUUUAUAUACAAAUCGAAACAAAACGUUCAGUAUGUCAUGCCGCAUUUCGAAAUCAACAGCAGCAUUUCAUUGGAUUCGCCGCAGGGAUUAGAAUAUGAAUUGAAAUUGAAGACGUAUUAUCAGCAAUUGCAUGGAACGGUGGUAAGAGAUAAUGGAAAUCUUUUGAGUAGGUCCAUAUUAAAUUUCGUUAAAUGGAGCUCCAAAGACAAAGAAGACACAACAGUGGACGGAAUAGGAAUGAAUUUUUCUGAAUUGGACGAAUACAUUAUCGGAAACUCGUCAUUUGAACAGGAAUCCGUCAAUAUGCUAGGAAUGGCAUGGGUGACGCCCAAGUUUGAGUUAUAUCUCAUUGGUAACAAUGGAGUUGUUGACAAAAAAGUUUUAUUCAAGAGUGCGAGAAAGGUAGUCAAUUGGUGUCAAAAACACGAGUCGAGGCUGUUUAUCAGUGACGGGGCCGUCUUUUGA
This is a messenger RNA of Saccharomyces eubayanus, 1935 nucleotides long. RefSeq names its product guanine nucleotide exchange factor MON1 (gene MON1). The record is from RefSeq and is a predicted model, not a curated record. Bases 1 to 1935 code for a protein of 644 amino acids. Gene Ontology annotation, cellular component: Mon1-Ccz1 complex; fungal-type vacuole membrane. Gene Ontology annotation, biological process: protein targeting to vacuole; vesicle-mediated transport. NCBI's taxonomy places the organism in Eukaryota, Fungi, Ascomycota, Saccharomycetes, Saccharomycetales, Saccharomycetaceae. The transcript has a single exon.